AUGUUCCAGGAAACACAGUUCUCACCAUUGCAACCGGAAGACCCAUUAAUUGCUGAAGAACUACAGCGACUAGAGCAAGAGCAUGUCGAUGAUGACGUAUCGGCCGAAGAAGGCAACACGAACAACAGCAUCAGCAACAGCAUCGUCGACGACAACGUCAGCAACAACAAUAACGACAACACACUUUCUAGCAACGGGACAGGACCAAAACCUAUCUCUGACGAAGAAAUAGAGCAGCUACUGAUGUCGUUGGUUAGCGAAAAUGAACUGUCAGAAAACAAUGAUCGGUACGAGAUACAGCAUAUACCGUCAUCGCAAGGUUAUAAUUUAUCGCUGAAUCCGAACAAAGAGAUGCCCUGUUAUAUUGAUGCAGUCGUGGAGACAUUCUGGCACUCGUUAUUACCGUAUAUUGCUCGCUUCAAUCCUAUUACUUUUACGGAGCCAUCAAACGACGACAUCUUUGCACUGACUUUACACGAAACUUUUAUGAACUGUCAGUCCGGCGAUCGUAACCGAAGCUUUGCAGCAUCCAGAAGAAUGCGAAACUUUGUCUGUGGCCUUAAAGUGGAAGAAUAUGACGACCGGUACACUGGACUUGCGAGGGAAGCCAGACUAGAGUUUCGAUUUAGAAGAGGUGGCGAUGGUGACUAUCUCAGCAAUAUUUUGGAAGAUUACUUAAAACAUAUGCCCAAUACGUUCAUUCAAAACUUCGUCUUUGAGAUGGAACGAAUCAACGCCUGUAGCGUGAACGACGGACAUCGCCAUUUGCUUGCGAUAUGGGAUCUCAUCAUUGACCGCUCGACAAACGAAAAAUGUGACUAUCGCAAAAAACCAGCUAUCGAGUACAAUUGGAUUACGUCGAAUUCGCCUUUGUUCCUACUGCUGGUAGAUAUUACCGAUCGUGUCAAGAUUCCUGAUAGUUUCCAUUUUCAAUAUGGAGGUAGAGUAGAGUACUCGCUGCAUGCCAUUAUGUCCUCAACUCGUCGCACUGGUCUCCACUGCAAAGGCACUGCCAUCAUCCCACACCACGACGAAUUUCUUGCAGUCCUUGAUUAUUUUACAAAACAUGGCAUCAUCAUUUUGCACGAAAACGUAACGAGCGAGGAUAAAGAAAAAGCAUUUGCUCAGAUUAAACACCCACUUGUUGCUUGCUAUAUGAAGGUUACCCGGGUGAUUGAUGUCCAGGGUAGAGCAAUACUUGAUGAUGAUGACUUCGAAACAGAAAGGGAACUGCCACCAGCUCAUACUACCAUUCUUUACAGAUAG
Messenger RNA from Zychaea mexicana, 1266 nucleotides. RefSeq lists its product as uncharacterized. The coding region runs from base 1 to 1266 and encodes 421 amino acids. Lineage: Eukaryota; Fungi; Mucoromycota; Mucoromycetes; Mucorales; Lichtheimiaceae. The transcript has 2 exons. The record is from RefSeq and is a predicted model, not a curated record.